This is a messenger RNA of Indicator indicator, 651 nucleotides long. It is a transcript of the gene RPP25, whose product is annotated as ribonuclease P and MRP subunit p25. Gene Ontology annotation, molecular function: RNA binding. Gene Ontology annotation, biological process: tRNA 5'-leader removal. Gene Ontology annotation, cellular component: ribonuclease MRP complex. The transcript has a single exon. Bases 1 to 651 code for a protein of 216 amino acids. NCBI's taxonomy places the organism in Eukaryota, Metazoa, Chordata, Aves, Piciformes, Indicatoridae. The record is from RefSeq and is a predicted model, not a curated record.
AUGGCUGCUGGAGGAGAGAGAGCCAAGCCUGCUGUCCAGUCUGGGAUGGAGAACUUCCGAAAGGUGCGGACGUCGGAGGAGGAGAGCCCAUUGCCCUUCUCUGACCUGCCCCCAGACGUGGUGGAGAUGAAAGUGAAGGAGGGCAGCAAGAUCAGGAACCUGAUGAACUAUGCCAUGGCCCAGAUGGAGCUGAAGGGCAGAAGGCAAAUCGUCUUCAGCGGCUGUGGCAGGGCAGUGACCAAGACCAUCACCUGUGUGGAGAUCAUGAAGCGGAAGCUGGGGGGUCUUCACCAGGUCACCAAGGUACGUUACAAAACCCUGCUGGAGGUCUGGGAGAACCAGGACCCUCUGCCAGGUGGCCCAGCGCAGAACCUGACCGUCCAUAAGAACGUCCCCUCCAUCUGCAUCCUGCUCUCCAGAGACCCCCUGGAUCCCAACGAGACAGGCUACCAGCCCCCAGAGCCCCAGCCCGGGCUGGAGGCACAGCCUACAGAGGCAGCAGAAGACAUCUCAGGGGCCUCCACCAAGGGGCUGAAGCGGCCCCUGCCACCUCCUCGUGAGGAGCUGCUAACCAAGAAGUUGCAGGUACAGGUAGCAGGCAGUCCGAGGGGCACGGGGACCACCGACCACCAGGCAGAGCACAACCAGUGA